Molecule: messenger RNA, 8418 nt
Organism: Ostrea edulis (European flat oyster)
Lineage: Eukaryota; Metazoa; Mollusca; Bivalvia; Ostreida; Ostreidae
Product: Na(+)/citrate cotransporter-like
Exons: 15
Coding region: 73-1968 (631 amino acids)
Biological process (GO): monoatomic anion transmembrane transport
Cellular component (GO): membrane
Molecular function (GO): transmembrane transporter activity
Source: RefSeq, a predicted model, not a curated record
GACUGCAAUAAAACCACAAAGUGUAAACAUCACCCGCUAGACGCUGGUCGACCUUGUCCGGUAACAAACAUAAUGCCGUCACUUACGAGAAUCCUGCGAGACUUACUCGCAGUUUACAAAACAUUGAUUGUGCUUAUUACGCCAUUAAUUCUAAUUGUGGUACCGACAACAUGGAAUACUACGGAGGGAAAAUGUGCCUACGGACUCUUACUGAUGGCAAUUUACUGGGUAACAGAAGCACUUCCACUGGCGGCCACAGCAUUACUUCCGGUGCUCAUAUUUCCACUGCUUGGUGUGAUGAAAGCGUCUGAACUAAGCAGUAACUACAUUAAGGAAUCGUCUAUGUUUGGAUUGGGAGGUUUGAUGAUCGCUAUUGCUGUAGAAAAGUGGAACUUACACAAAAGAAUAGCUCUGCGAGCCCUUUUAAUGGUAGGAUCAGAACCGAAGUGGCUAAUGUUUGGAUUUAUGCUACCUACGUGGUUUUUGUCGAUGUGGGUGAGUAACACUGCCACAACUGCCAUGAUGAUUCCAAUAGUGGGAGCAGUGUUGGAGGAAUUCAAACUUGUGAAAAAAGCCUCGAAUGCUGGAAUGGUAAGCAUCUACUUGCCACUCGGAACAUGGCAGAUUUGUCCGAAUGAUAUCAAAAUGAAUGAAAUUACAAAUGGAGGUGUUAAAACGACAGAAAUUCCCGUUAACGUUUACGGGAAAAGUAAGGAAGAUGAGUUCAAUAAGGUAAACAUCAAUAGCUAUGAUGGCGAAAAUGAAGCAGCGCAAUUCUAUGGAAAGAAAGACGACAAAAAGGGUGAUCAGAACACCGAGAAUAUACCAGAUGACAAUGACGAAGGUUACAGUCGUAUGUGUAAAGGAAUGUCACUCUGUGUGGCGUAUGCUGCGAAUAUAGGGGGUACCGGAUCAUUGUCGGGAACAGGACCAAAUCUUAUAAUGCAAGGACAAGCAGACCAAAUUUUCCGGGAUUAUGGAAUGCAGGAUUCGGGAGUGAACUUUGCUAGCUGGAUGGUAUUUGCCUUACCGGGCUCAGUGAUCUGCGUUCUGUUAGCAUGGCUGUGGUUGUCCUUUUACUUCCUUGGAUGGAGAGGUGUCGUCUGCAGAAGACGUAGAGACAAAUACAAUAGAGUUCAAGAAACUAUACGGAAAUCCUAUGAUGAGUUGGGACCUUUAUCUUUUGCAGAAAUAGUUAUUUUAAUCCACUUCAUCGUACUGGUCGUUCUAUGGUUUUUCCGACAGCCUCCGUAUAUUGAUGGCUGGGGAAGCCUAUUCAAGACUGGGUUCGUAGGGGAUUCAGCAGCUGCUCUCCUCAUAGUGACGUCAUUAUUUACAUUUCCUUCAGAACGUCCAGCAAUUCUUUGUUUUCGAAGAAAAAAUCCCUUUCCAGGAGAUAAUAGACCACGCAAAUCCGUUCCAGCGAUUCUUGACUGGCCCACAGUGGAGAAGAAAUUUCCGUGGGGUGUUCUUUUACUGAUCGGGGGAGGAUAUGCUCUUGCCGAUGCCUGUGAGAAAUCCGGGUUAUCUGCAUUUAUUGGGGAACAGUUAGAAGUUUUAGGCAGCAUGCCUCCAUGGGCUAUGAAUAUUGUGCUUACUCUCAUAAUUGCAAUGCUUACUGAAGUCACCAGCAACUCAGCAACGACAACUCUUAUUCUUCCUAUUUUGGCAAAUUUGGCACUUAGACUGGGUUUGAAUCCCCUGUACUUGAUGUUUCCAUGUGUGAUUGCUGCAUCAUUUGCAUUUAUGCUUCCGGUGGCAACACCUCCGAACGCAAUUGUAUUUGCGACUGGCCAUUUGACAGUGAAAGAUAUGGCAAUGGCAGGGUUUCUACUAAAUUUCAUCUGUAUUGGUGUUCUGGCACUUGGGACAAAUCUCUGGGGAGAAGCGUAUUUCAAAUUUACCGAAUUACCAUCGGGAUUCAACCGAACAGACCUGAAUACAACACGCAGUGUGAUCAACGGCUAGAAUAUCUAAUCUCCAAAUGUACUAUUUAAAUAGAUUUAUUUGCCUAAUCAAGUUGUUAGUUACACGUAUGUAUCUCAGUAACUGUAGUAAUCUACUUUUGACCUUUACAUUAUAUUAUGUGUAUAAUACUAAAAGGUUAAAUGAUUGAGCUUAUAUACGUGACUAUUGCACCAGUUGAUUUAAAAUGUGUGAGGUUGCAACUCACGGUUGCUGAUUGCUGGAGUAGAGGCACAUUAUUUGCACUGUACAUUUGAUUUAAUAGCAAAACGGCGUGUAAAUUUACUAUAUUCGUAUGCUGGAUAUAAAUACAAAAAGAUAAAAAAAAAUCAUACAUUUAUCAUAUACAAAAUAAACAUACUCUCAUCAACUUUCGCUACAUCUGUAAUAGAAUAAAAUAGAUUAAACCCAUCCAACCUGUACUUUAAGUAUUCUAGCUCUUUGUCCAAACACGAACAUUAAGUUUAUUUCUGCGUUGUAGAUCUAGCUGGUCAGGUUGCCACGUCACGAUUAACGAUUCAACUACAAUUGUCAAAGAAAUCACAAACUUAGAUUAUAAUGAGUCUAUUUGUCAAACCUAAUCUCAAUAUAGAUCAAGAACUGAAAUUUUAAGAGUAGCGCUGCGUUUGAAAUGUAUAAAUUAUUAACGUAAAUGAAUAAUAAAUGUGUUUAAACUUUGUUCAAUCAAUCGUAAAUAGAUAUUUACUUUUCUACAUUGCAAUUCCAUAAAGUCUUGUUUGAAGAUAUGCGUCUUAAAUUUAUUAUCCGUAAAUAGUUUUUCUAGCUAGUGUAGAUACCCUGUCACAAAAUGAGAUGACAGAAUGCUAUAAUAAUUAAAAGUUAAUCAAUGACAACACUUGUGUAUACAGUUCGCACGUUCUAUAAGCUAGAUAUUUUGUCAAACAUGUCAUACAACAAGUAUUCACUGAGUAAAUUCUGGACAACCUUUGAUUUAUAUAGCAUAUUUAACAAAUUAGCCUCAGAGUGAUUUAUAGUCAAAAUAUAGUUUUUAAUUAAUAGUCAUGAGACAUGCAUGUACAUACAUUGUACAACGCAUAGGAACUAUAGUUAAUUUUGUGCUUUAUAAAUGAAUAUGAUAAUAAGAGCAUCUAUUUUUCAUAUAAAAUAGAUGCCUUUAUUUUACGAGAAAUACUCGCAUUAAAUUCGGGUGCGGGAUAUUGGGGCCCCAAUAAAUAAGUACAAAUAUGCAUCACAUCGGGAUCGGCCUCCUUUCUGAUGCUGACGUCAACCAGAGCAGUCGAAGAAAUAAUUUGAGAAGUAUCUUUUUGUGAUAGCCAUUGUAUUAUGGCAUCUGUUCAAAAAAUUUAGUUCGAUCGAUAUUAUUUAACUAAUUAUCUAUUAAUCGCAUUAAGAUUUUUAGAAUAUUAGGCGAUCAAUAUGUACGGAUGUACUUUCUCACUUACCGGCGCGAGCGGGAUUCAAACCCGCGCCGACCAGAGGUGAGAGGCCGUGUGAUUUUGAGUGCAAUGCUCUAACCACUCGGCCACGGAGCCCACCCCCCACCCACUGGUGAAGUUGAACCUGAAUGUAUAUCUUGUGACUGUCCAUUAACUAUACAUUCUUUUAGAAUUUUCUGAUUUUUCAUCUACACAAAAUAGACUUUUUAAUAAUGUGCAAUCAAAGCAAUAACUUUUUCAAAAUAUUGUCAAUCAUAUUAUUACAUGAUUUUUUUAAAAAAAAGUAUACGAUUUUUAUACGCCCGUCUUUAGACGGGACGUAUUAUGGUACAGCGAUGUCGGUACGUCCGCCCGUUCGUUCGGGUUUUUCUCUUUAUAAUUUCAUUUCCCUUUCACAUAUCAUAUCAUAUCAUUGCUGUGUAGCUUCUUUGUGGGUCACUCUAGAUCAUACUGCAAUUUUGAUCCAUUUUGACCUUUUUUCCAGGAGUUUUGCCCCUUUAUUUGGAAAUACUUAUUACCACAGUUUUCAAGUGAGAGCCUUCUUAUUUUGUGGAGUGUUUGUAUGGGUAUUGAAGAUGUGCAUGUGGGAUGGAUUUUGAUUUUCUACAAUUUUUGAGAAAAUUACAGGUUGUUGAACUUAGUCUAUUUGGAAAUUAAUAUUCUAUGGAGGGUAUAUAAUUUGUCCGCCCAACUCCUCCCCCAGUUUUCAAGUGAGGACCAUCUUAUUUUGUGGAGUGUUUGUAUUGGUACUGAAGAUGUGCAUGUGGGAUGAAUUUUGAUUUUCUACAAUUUUUGAAAAAAUUACAGGUUGUUGAACUUAGUCUAUUUGGAAAUUAAUAUUCUAUGGAGGGUACAUAAUUUGUCCGCCCAACUCCUCCCACAGUUUUCAAGUGAGGACCAUCUUAUUUUGUGGAGUGUUUGUAUGGGUAUUGAAAAUGUGCAUCUGGGAAAGGAUUUUGAUUUUCAUCCAUUUUUUAAAAAAUUACAGGUUGUUGAACUUGGUCCAUUUUGAGGAAAUCUCGAUUUUUAAGCUAAGACCCUUUGUUCAUAUGAAAGUUUGUCACAGCCUCAUGAUGGCUGAUACUACCUGAAGCAAAGUUAUACAAAUUAUAGCACAAGAAAAACACCCUAUGUAAGCAUUUCACGAGCGUAUUAUUUACCGUUUGCGGUACUCUUGUUACGGAAUAAACUGAUUACUUUUACAAUAUAACUGUUUAUAUAUACGAAUUCUUUUUCAAAUUACCUGUUUACAUAUUUUUUAUUUUCAUGUCCGUUGAAUAGGACCGUGAAAGAGUAUCCCAUGUCAAGGAUCAUAAUCACCUUGGCACGCAAAAAUAGGCUCAUUGGGAUACCCAAUGCCGAACUUUGUUCAUUUAGUUAACCACCGUACAAUAGCUGAAAUAUUGCCAAAAUGGCGUAAACAACCAACAAUCUUCAUUGAACCAUGUUUCUGACAGAGUUUUUGCAGAACUUGUAGAAUGACAGUUUAGUACAUCACAUUUUGUCGAAUCUUCGUACAAUAUACCGUACAUGUUAUCAGGCCAGGUCGACUCUAUUUCCAUAUGUUAAUGUUUUCUAUCUUUCUAAAUAUAUUAAAUUGAUAAAUGCUGGAAUAUAAAAGUGAUGCUAUGCUGCUUUAAGAUUCAGCAAAUUAUCAAGAUACAGUCGAUAUUACUGAACGAUGAGGCGCCUUAUUUUCUACCUACUGAUAAAACUGACGUAUGUAGACAGCAUGGUGACUUCUGAUUUUAACACUAGAUAGAAAUUCCGCGAAUCCAUUGCGAAAUGAACAUUACAUUUUUUAAUUUUCUUUACUGUUGGGUUUUAAAUGAUUGGAUUUCUUUUAAAAUUUUAUUUUAUAUACACUAACGAGGGCUGUUUGAUAUGUAAUGUGUAUUGUAUGAUAUCUCAAAAGCAUUCGACUCAAUUAGUGUAAUGAACACUAGAUCCCUUCAAAGUAUUCUUCACGGUUUGAAAUACAUAGUUUUAAUCUCUGAAUCCAUUUCUGAAAUGCGUCACGGUACGCUGAUUUAGGUAGAAUGCUGAGGCACUGACUGAUGUCUGGACCAAGGGCUUGUCGGGACUUGUAACGACGACCAGAUAAGAUCUUUUUAAGUUUUGAAAAAAAGAAAAAGUCGCAUCGGAGAGUAUGGUGGGUGUGGCAAGAAGGUAACCUUCUCCGACUUCAAAAAUUGCUUACAUCUAAUAAGCUCAGAUGUAUGUAAUGGAGCAUUAUCAUGAAGUAGACGAACAUGCCUAAAUCCUGACACAGGUCGUCAUUUAUGAUAUUUCUUGAGCUUUUUUUAGUAAACAAUCUCGGUAAUACCGAUCUGUAACACGUUUGCCCUUCAGCACCGGAAUUUGUACGGCUAUACCAUCACAUGAGAAGAAUAUGCAAUAAAGAACCUUCUGUUUGUUUAUGGUUCUUUUGGUAACUAUAGUCCUUCUACCGUGUUUAGUUAGUCAUAUUUUGUUUCCACUUUUUCUUACUGGUUCGAAAUAGUGAACCCAUAUUUCGUCACCAGUAACAAUGUUUGCAAAUUGUCUUUGAUUGAAUUUGGGAAUCACUUUGAGCAAUUGCAUAGCGGUUUGUACUCGUACCCGGUUUUUGAUCAUCUGCCAAUAUAUGCGGUAUCCAUCUGGCAGAAAUCUUUCGUACUUUCAAAAUGAAAUGCACCCGCGAUAUCACGAAUCGUAUAUCUGUCAUCACAUUCAAUUAUUUCCCUGACUUUUAAGACAUUUGUCUUGUUGUUACAGUCCGAGAUCGGCCAGAUUUUGCUGCAUCUUUGACGUAUUAUGUGCCAGUCAGAAAUUUCUUUCUCCACCUACGAACUGUUUCAUAAGAUACCUUAUCAGACCCAUAAACUUCCCCCAAUUCAAUAAAAUUCUGCAUUACCGAAUGACGGAGUUUUAUGCGAACUUUUAUAUAAGCCUUAAUUUCUUCAAUAUUCUCAACCCGUUUCCGAACCAUUUUUACAACAGUGGUCAACGACUGGCUCUAUUGAAAUGUCUAUAAGUUUAAAACUAUGUGGAGCUGAAGGUUCGUGUUUAUACCGUUAGAAAGGUAUUGAAAGAACUAUUCAAGAGGAUCAUCAUUCACGACAGCGUGCAAAGCGUUAUCGCGCUGUGGUACAAUACACAUUACAUAUCGAACAGCCCUCGUAUGAACGGCAAACUAACAACUCAAAUUCAUGGCAAAGGGGGAUUUCUGCUUCUCUAUUGUCAACUUCCUAUAUUUAUAUAGCAAUAUUCCUUUAACAUCUGCAUGUGGUGUUUAUGUCUUUAAACUGGUUCGAUACAUAAGAGAUUCGUCUACUGACCAACAAGUUCAUAUUAUAGGGGUUUCAACAAUCUCGUUUAAAGUCAGCAUUUUGCAUAUUCUGUGGUUGUUAAAGUGAUCUACUUUUUUGAAAGGGGUCAAAUUCUGUCUGACGUGUUUCAUACCAAUGGGUAAGCCAUUCUUUGCACACUGAUGUUGACUUGUGAAAAGAAUAAUAAAUAAAUAAAUUGCAAAAUGGGACUAAGCAUCCCCUGUCAAUCGGUCACACCCGCCGUGAGCCCUAUAUCAUGAUCAGGUAAACUGAAUAAUCCGUAGUCAAAAGCAAUGUACCAAGAACGGCCUAACAAUCGGUAUAAAACACAUCAGACAGCAUUUGACUCAAAUGUCGGUUGUAUUGGCAAACUAGAUCAUGAUUAAUACCACAGAAUUUGCGAAAUGCUGGCUUUAAAUGAAACUGUGGAAACCCCUGUAACAUCAACUAAUCCACUCACACGCAGAAAAGAUUAGUUGAGGGAUAAAAACACCAUUUACAUGUGAUAAUGGAAUAUUGCUACAUAGAUGUGGGAAGUGAAGAUGGAGAAGCUGAAAUCAUCCCGUUUGUCAUAAAGUUGGGUUGUUAGUGUGUUGUGAAUAUCUAUUUUCAAUACAAUAUCUAAGUACGAAGGAUGCAGAAGUGGACGAUUCUGUGGUGUCUUUUAUUUCGAGUUCACAGGGAUAUAUCGAAUCGACAUAUCAAUGAAAUUGAUGAUUGUUAAUAGAUAAACCGUCGUCGAUAUAUCUCAAUGUCAAGUUUAAGACCACAGUAAGAUAUUUAUCUUCUCAUGUAGAAUUUUUUGAAUAAACUCUGCUUCAUAAUAUCAAAACAGGAUAAGUCAUGCCCAUGGGAAUUCUAACAGACUGUUCGAAGACCCAAUCACCAAAGACUACGAAGAACUCUAGCAUAUUUUUAUUUCAACUUUCAGAGUACUUGUGCGUCGAAUUAGAGUUGUGUUUUUGAUGACUGAUCACUAUAUAUGAAUAUUUCCUUUUUCCAUUUAUGUUGAAGAUGCAAUUGUCUAAGAUCAAAUUCAGUGUAUUUGUGCAUAGUAUAAGAUUGAUAUUUGACAAAGUAAUUUUAAUAACUAAUCACAAGAUAUGAAUGUUUCCGUUUUUCAUUUUUAUUGAGGAAGCAAAUUGUCUAUGAUGUCAAAACGACUAGUUUUUAAUCGUAAGCAAUUGUAGUUUAAAGUGUUGAGAAGUCUAACAUACGUUUUGGUGUUGAUUUGAGAAAAGUUUUGUGAUUUCAAAUUUAGCAAACGUUCUUUACAAUUGUUUUCGAAUGCACCACUCUGGCAUAUGUGGUACAUUUUCUCCUUCACAGCAGUUGAUAUGUUCGUGAUGAGGGAACGAUAGGGGUUUGGUAAAAUGUUUAAACAAUCGGUGAAUGAAACAUGAACGCUAUAAUACCUCUUAACCAUGAACGAUCACUGUGCUAACGAUAAACUCAAAGUGAACAAUAAGCGAACCAAAAAAAGCUUUAAGCAUCGGAUAACCAUAUUACUCGUAGGAACAUUAGAUUAUUUUUUUCUUAAAUGAAUCAUAUUUUGAUACUGACUGCAUGUUUGCAGAACUUGGGAAUGAAAGUUUAGUGUGUCACAAUUUUGAUGUCCAAGCUUUGUACAAGAACAUCAUACCAAGACUACUUUAUAUCCAAAUGUUAGUGUUUUCCAUCUCUUUAUAUAUAGUGAUACAUUAAUAAAUUCUGCAAUAUAAAGA